AUGUCAAGGCGGGAGACACGUGUCGAGCGCGUGGUGGAUUAUCCACCUCCACCGCCUAGUAAAUGCGCCAAGGUGCUGUACUACACCUGGAAACUAUGCUCGCUGGUCUUUUCCCACUUCGUGAUGAUCAGCCUUGUGGUGGCUUACUGCAUCCUUGGCGCUGUCACAUUCGAGAAAUUGGAGGCACAGCAUGAGAGAGAGGUGAAAAUGAACAUAUCGCAGAUUCGCGGCAACACAACACAGAGCAUAUGGCACAUGACGCGUACAGUGCCACUGCUAAACCAGACCAAUUGGACAUCCGAUGUCGUCGAUAUGCUCAAGGACUUUGAGAACGCGAUCCUACUAGAGAUGAAAGUGCGCGGUUGGGACGGGAAUGAAAGUACUGAGCACAUCCAGUGGACCUUCACCGGGGCUCUCUUCUACAGUAUCAUCGUCAUCACCACCAUCGAGGUCGGAAUGUGUCGAAAGAAGCUGCUAUACGAUUGGGCUAUUCACACGAUCUUAGGCUCUUCUAGAAGAGCCUGCUUUCAUGAAACAGCAGUAGCUGUUGAUAGCUUUAUAAGUGUAGUAAAUAGCACUUGCCUGGCUAAGGCUAGCAACUCCGCUUUCAUCCUCCCCACCACGUCAGCUUUGAAGUCAAUGAAGUCGAUAACAUUU
This is a messenger RNA of Iphiclides podalirius (scarce swallowtail), 657 nucleotides long. The record is from the annotation of a GenBank genome assembly. Lineage: Eukaryota; Metazoa; Arthropoda; Insecta; Lepidoptera; Papilionidae.